GCCUGAACGAAAACUCGGUUAUCAGACGUUUCAUUUGACAUCAAACACUAACUAGUAAGCUAAAAGAAACCGCGUCCAUGUGACAUGUUUGCUUUGACAACACCGAAGACAACAGGUGCCUGUUCUGGUUUUGGCUCUGUAGCUGCAGUGAAAGUGAAGCUCUGACAGUUUUCAAGCUGCACUUCUGACUGCUGCCCUUCUCAAUGAGGUACAGAGGAGCUCAGAUCUGUCUCUGGACUCAUGGCUCGUGCUGUGUGUCCCGCCUCUUCGUUCCUGGACCUCUGCCUGGCAGAUUCACCCUGGUCCGAACCUACAGUGCUCACCAUCAGCCUGGCUCGUCGCCAUCCUCUAACCCCGCCCCUCCCGAUGAGAAAGGCGGAGCUGAGGUGGUGAAGGAGCGUGCCUUGGCUGCCUUACAGAAUGCAGGUCAGGUGGGGCUGCACUGGGGUCAGAGGCUGGCCCAGACAGCCAGCUCCUCAGUCAACUACUGGUGGGAGAGGUACGAGGAGUUUGUUGGGCUCAACGAGGUCCGCAUGGCCCAGACCAAGGUCACUGAGGCUGAGGCAGCGUUCAUGGUGGCCAGAGGGAUGGUGCGCGAGGCUCAUCUUAGCCUGGAGGCCCUGCAGGUCAGACUGAAGGAGGUCAGAGACCGGCUGGACAGAGUCUCCAGGGAGGAGGCUCACUACCUGGAGCUGGCCACGCUGGAGCACAAACUGCUGCAGGAGGAGCGUCGCCUCCGGACAGCGUAUGAGAACGCAGAGGGUUCAGAGAGGGAGAAGUUCGCCUUGUUCUCAGCAUGCGUCAGGGAGAGCCACGAGAAGGAGAGGACCAGAGCGGAACGCACCAAGAACUGGUCCAUCAUCGGCUCCGUACUCGGAGCCCUGAUCGGGGUCAUGGGAUCGACAUACAUUAACCGCGUCCGCCUGCUGGAGCUGAAGAGUCUGCUGCUGGAGGCCCAGAAGGGUCCAGAGAGCCUGCAGGAAGCCCUCAAAGUCCAGGCUGGAAACCAUCGGUCCCAGCAGGACGAGCUCCGAACGCUCAUCGACAGCCUCAGGGUCGCUCUGAAUGACACCGUCACGCAGACGGACAUCAUCCUUCAGAACAAGCAAGGUCCGACCCCAGACUCACCCACGGUGCCUCUUUCAGCCUUAAAAGACCUCCGCCUUGGCAGCCAAAAGACAGUGUCCCUCUUGGAGUCCCUCCCGCCACAACUGGGACAACUGGAGCAGGGACUCGGUAGAGUUGAGGGCGAAUUGUCAGAGGUGAGGAAGCUGCUGGAAACGAGACCACAGGCCGAACCACAGGCUGGUCAAUUAGAGUUAGCAAAGCCAGAGAGACCAGAAAGAACAGAGAGACCAGAUAAACAGGACCAGUGGGAGUCUGAGGCAGUAGUGAGGCAUCUGGAGGAGACCCAGAGGACACUGGGUGAAAGAAUCAGGACCAGUACUCUUUAUAACGCCGUGUUUACCUACACCGCCACGGCCAUUACCAUCUCUGCUGUCUACCUGCUGCUCAGAGGAACUGGUUAAACAUGGUACCUGCAGUUUGAACCCCUUUCACAGGACAACAAACCCACUAACAUCUGGCUUUUGUGCUUAGUGGGAAAGGGUACAAUCAGCAGUCAUUCCCAGGUGGAAUGACUGCAGUAGUCAUUGGUGUUUAUUGGCUCCAGCUCAGAUCAGCAGUGAUGGAAACAUGACUCCUGGGUGGAGAUUCUCAUUUUCUCCCCUUUUCCAGUGCGAUGUUAUGAUGGGCGUUGAAGAUUUGGUGUAAAAAUGGUGCAACGCUACGAGUCACAGAGAGUAAUAAUCUAAAAAAAUUAUACCAGAGUCUAACAUUUACUUGGUUGGACGUCACUCAGUUUCAGUAAUUAACAGAUACAGUUGUUGAUUCAGCUUAUCAUCUGCUGCUGCUGCUUUUAAGUGCACUGCUGAAUCAGAGAGCGACUUUGGUUCCUUCUAACAUUUUCAGUUCUCUGAUCUCAACAGGAGUCUGGUCAUAAUUCCAGCUGUGCUGCAUUCAACUGCAGCACUCUGCAAUAUCAGCUUUUAUUGUUUACUGUCCGUGAAUUCUAAAUUGUUAAACAUGAUGAAACACUGCAUAGACACCAUUUUGAUAUGUAUCACAUGUAAUCUGGCUGCAGGUGUUAAAUAUUUUCCAUCAUGUACUUUAUAGAAUGCCCAUGGUCACAUCAACCCUCCAGUGGGUCAGGCCAGUAAUCGUUUUGACUCAUUGGUGCAUAUUCCAUCAGAGUGAUUUAAUAUGGGGCCUUUGGUGCUUUAGUAAUCCAGCCCUACUGAACAGUCAAAAAUGCAAAAACAUCGAAUUCCUUUCAAUUCAUGAUAUAACGCAGAGAAAAGCUGUAAAUUCUUACGGUUGACAAGCUUGAACCAGAGAACGUUUGGAAUUUUUUCUUGAUAAAUGACUUGAAUGAGUAUCCAGAUGUUUUCUGUCUUCAUUCAUGUCUAUUUGGCUACAACCACCCUGUCAAUUAUUUCUGAGCUUCUAACUUGCAUAAGGAAUUCAGAGUUUCUGUCAUUGCUGAAUCUGGAGAGUAUAAUUAGUGUCGAUCAUUAAAUCAGAACAUCAGUUGAUCAGUUUAACUGAAGCCUCUUCCCCCUGUACCUGCUGCUCGGAGACACAUGGAUUUAUUUCUAACACCAAUGCCAUGCAGCAUGUGGCCAAGUUAGUCCCAGUGCCAACUGAGUUUUUAACUUUGGUAGCGUGAUUCAGCCUCAGUCAUCAGCAGCCUGAUCAGCAGAUGACCAGCUGAACCUCAGAGGGUCCACAUACUGUGAUCCCACUUCUGAGAUUCAUUUCCACUCUGCUCAAACAGCACGAUACUCAAACUCACAUGCACUGAGCUGCACUUGAUUUUUUUUUCCACACAUGUAGGGAGAACCCAUUAUAUGUUAGUUUUAAUUAAACUGAUGGUUAACUCGUGCACAUAAACUCGUGCAUAAAUGCCUGAAGGAGCAAUAAUGACAAUAAAUUAAUUGUGACUUAUCACUAAAGUUAGGAAACAUUUGUCACAUGAAUUGACUAAAUGAAACUGACCAAUUGAAAUGUCUGUAAGUAGGCUUACAAUGCUCUGAGAUGGCCUUUACUUUCCUUUAAUUAUUGCAGUCCUCACAGUUCUUUGAGUGAAAGAAAAAUGUUAAUGGAGUCUUUCCGCUGCGGUGGAAUUCCUUUUUAAACUCCAGUACUUGAACGUUUUUGUGUGUUUCCGUGUUGAUGUGGGGCUGCAGUUUGCACUGAGCUGGACGAAGAUCACUGUCUAUUAAACUGUUUGUUCUGCUGAGCCUUAUUGUUUGCUGAAAGACUGACUUCAUUAGUUAUGUAAUAGCUGACCUGCCUGCCUGAGUGGUCGAUGAAGACAGACUAGUUUCACAUGCUCAACAUGUUUAUUCCUGUUUAUUGUACAGGCUAGCAAAAUGUAGGUUGCAACUGACAAUUACCUUCAUUAACAAUUAAUCUUCUGAAUAUUUUGCUGAUUCUUUAAUCAUUUAGUCUACAAAAUGUCAAAAAAAAAUAUGCCAGACACAA
This is a messenger RNA of Chelmon rostratus (copperband butterflyfish), 3546 nucleotides long. It is a transcript of the gene ccdc51, whose product is annotated as coiled-coil domain containing 51. Lineage: Eukaryota; Metazoa; Chordata; Actinopteri; Chaetodontiformes; Chaetodontidae. The coding region runs from base 204 to 1529 and encodes 441 amino acids. The transcript has 7 exons. The record is from RefSeq and is a predicted model, not a curated record.